AUGAUGAGCUCGACGAAUGAAGAGGAUCCCUUCCUCCAGGUUCAAGCAGACGUCCUAACCCAACUCCGCGCCACUCGCCCCCUCUUCACCUCGUACCUACGCAUCCGAUCCCUGACCACCACAACCUCAUCCCCCGAACUAGCAUCGGCGCGCACCGACCUAGAAUCCUCCCUCAGCGCCCUAGCAGACGACCUCGCCGACCUAGUCGAGAGCGUGCAAGCCGUGCAGAGCGACCCGUACAAGUACGGGCUCGAGAUCGAGGAAGUGAGUCGGCGCCAGCGACUAUGCGAGGAAGUAGGUGGCGAGGUGGAGGAUAUGAAAGAAGAACUGAGCAAGAGCACGAAUAAAAACGGAGUAAUAUUUGAUGCUGCGGAUCCGGAGGGGCGAGAGGAUAACUACGCCGAGUUCGAACAGCAGCAGCAAGUCCACAUGAUGGCCGAACAGGACACGCAGCUAGAUAGUGUGUUUCAUACCGUGGGGAAUCUGAGGCAGCAGGCUAGUGAUAUGGGCCGGGAACUCGAGGAGCAGGCUGAGAUACUGGAUACGACGGAUGUGCUGGCAGAUCGCGUGGGCGGGAGACUAGGGACGGGUAUGAAGAAGAUGGGCGAGGUGGUGAGGAGGAAUGAGGAUGGGCUGAGUAGUUGUUGUAUUGGGGUCUUGAUAUUUGUAUUGAUACUAUUAUUGGUUUUAGUUCUUGUCUUAUAA
Messenger RNA from Lachnellula hyalina, 705 nucleotides. RefSeq names its product t-SNARE affecting a late Golgi compartment protein (gene tlg1). Gene Ontology annotation, cellular component: membrane. The transcript is spliced from 2 exons. Bases 1 to 705 code for a protein of 234 amino acids. Lineage: Eukaryota; Fungi; Ascomycota; Leotiomycetes; Helotiales; Lachnaceae. Gene Ontology annotation, biological process: Golgi vesicle transport. The record is from RefSeq and is a predicted model, not a curated record.